AAGAAAUCAGUAUUAUUGUUAUACAGUAUUUAUUUUGUGAUAUAUUCCAUAGUGCUUUCUGGUAACAGUAACUCCGCGAUCUCAUUAUUCGCAUCGUUAUCCUUCUAUCAAGUUUUUGUUUACUCUUUCUGCGUACUUGGCGCUAAGAGGCCAUUUUUUCAAGCCUAUCGUGGGUUUGGUCAGUUUCAAAGUGGGGCGUCCGGGUGGUGAGAAACGGGGCUCGACAUAUCCAGAAUACAUCAUCCGUAAAAACUUUCUUGAAUUGCUCGUCCGGAUCGAUUCCGGAAAUCCCAGAGCGGUAGGCUGACGCUUUAACCCUUGGCCAUUCUCCGUCGAUAUCUAAUGUUUAAAAAUUCAAACUGAGGAAUUAUUUGUUCGAAACUUUUAAACGGAAAAUAUAAAGAUGAGUUACAAAAGUGCAAAAUCGAAAACUCAGUUAUCGACAGAAGUGUGCCCCGAUGCAAAUGUAUCUCUAUUACGUUCACAAAGUAUUCAAUAUGACCAGAAAGAGAAGAGAGAGAAUAAAUUACUUUUUAAGGAAUCCAUAUUAUCUUCCUCAAUGGAUAAUAAAAUUACGUUAGCAUUUGAUAAUAAUGACGAGUUACGAUCUUCACAAAGCAAAGAAGAAAGAGAAAAUGAAGCAUUUAAUGUUCGCGAAAACGAAGACCUCAUCUUCGCUUAUCUAUCAGAAAAUUUCAAUGAAGUUAAAUCUGUCAUGGUGAAUUUCCUUAUUUGGGAGGCGUACAAUAUACCUUAUCAUAACAACAAAAACGAAGACAGACAGUUCGGUGAUAAGUUUUGUAUGAUAGCUAACAAUUCAAUGAUCUUCGAAAACGAGAAAGCUUGGAAUAUCAAAGACUUGAUAGUUUUAAAAUGUUUAAACAGUUGUUCGGGGAUUUUCUUAUUAUUAACGGAAGAAAAGAUGUCUAAUGAAUUAUUUGUACUAGAAGUCAUAUCAAAAGAAUCUUGUUUAAACAAAGAGGUGAAAGAAAAAGUCCAUAUGAUAGAUAGAGUUUCACAUUUAGUAAAAAAUAAUAUUUUUUUCGUACAAAUCUAUGCAAAAUUUGAAACUAAAUUCAGUUUCUGUUUUUUAUAUGAAUACGUGAAACACGGCGAUUUGACGACAAUGAUUUCAAGGAAGCAAAGACGUCUUUCAGAGAAUCAAGUUAAAAUUUUCAUGGCAGAAAUUGCACUUGCUCUUAAUUUCCUUCACGAAAAUGGCAUCAUUUAUCGCAAUCUUUCGUUUAAUAACGUCUUGGUAGUUAAUUCUAGCUGGGUGAAGUUGAGCGAUCUCAAAAAUUGCGUUUAUGCCAAAAAAUGCCGAGAAAAAUGCGGCUCUUAUUGGUUUAUGGCACCCGAAAUGUUUCUGGACUUUCCUUACAACCGUAGUGUGGAUUUUUGGUCUUUGGGGAUGUUGGGCUUCAAGUUGCUAUCGGGCCUCCCUAGAAAAGGUUCUAGAUGCAGCGAGGAAAUUCUAAGGAAGAUUCCCAAAGGAAAGAAGCGAGGAUCGUUUCCCGUUUUCAGACAAUUUGAACGCGAUUUUAUAGACAUACCUUCCUAUCUCUCUCAAAAUGCCAGGAAAAUUAUUGAAGAACUCAUGCAAGUGGAUCCCGUUCGUAGAUUGGGCAAUGGAUUGUUCAAAUUUAAAGAAAUUCAACGACAUCCCUUUUUCCAAGGGAUAAACUGGAGAAAACCAGAAGAAAUGGCAAUAUCUAAUUAUUAAAAUUGUAAGUAAAUUUGUAGUGACUUAAA
Centruroides sculpturatus (bark scorpion) is the source of this 1752-nucleotide messenger RNA. Its product is annotated as protein kinase C iota type-like. Gene Ontology annotation, biological process: protein phosphorylation. The transcript has a single exon. Gene Ontology annotation, molecular function: protein kinase activity; ATP binding. Lineage: Eukaryota; Metazoa; Arthropoda; Arachnida; Scorpiones; Buthidae. The coding region runs from base 404 to 1723 and encodes 439 amino acids. The record is from RefSeq and is a predicted model, not a curated record.